CCGCUCAAUGUCUCUCUGUAAUUGGAGCAACAUCACUUUAAAGGUUCAGAGAGUACAGCAUUUCUGGUGAAAAAUCCCCACAACACGCGGUGGGUGUUUUAAAGGGAAAUCUAUUAGUGAUGUGCGGGGGGCGGGGGCCGGGGGCGGGCGGCGCGGGCUGGGCCGGCGGGCCCUGAAGUGGGGGCUCACCAGGGCCCCUGCCCGCUGCUCCCCGCGCCGCGCCCCUCCCGCCCGCCCCGUGGCCCCCUCCCCGGUCUUGUUGUGACAGCUCCUGAUACUGUUUAUUGAGGUGCAUGUCAGGUAUAAUUAGCAAUCGAUAUGGAAAACGUUUCCUUGCACCCAGCACGCCUCUGACGUCAGAGCCGAUUAGCGCUUCUUAUUGGUCCCAAAUUCCCCGGGCCGCGGCUAAUUACCGGGCGCUUGAUGUUGAUAAAGUAAAGCGCCGCGCGCGGGCGAAGCAUGUGUAGGGCUCCGGGUCCCUGUCCGCGCCGCCGCCGCCCGCGCCUCCCGCCGCUGGCCCAGCCCGGCCCCGGCCCGCGCCCCCGCGCCCCGCCGCCGGCCCCGCCGGCCCCCCGCGCGAGAUGAUGGACGGCCGCCUCCUGGAGCACCCGCAUGCCCAGUUCGGGGGCUCGCUGGGCGGCGUGGUGGGCUUCCCCUACCCGCUGGGCCACCACCACGUGUACGAGCUGGCGGGCCACCAGCUGCAGUCCGCCGCCGCCGCCGCCGUGCCCUUCUCCAUCGACGGCCUGCUCAGCGGCUCCUGCGCCGCCGCCGCCUCGGUGGUCAACCCCACGCCGCUGCUGCCGGCGGCCUGCGGGGUGGGCGGCGACAGCCAGCCCUUCAAGCUGUCGGACUCGGGGGACCCGGACAAGGAGAGCCCGGGCUGCAAGCGGCGGCGCACCCGCACCAACUUCACCGGCUGGCAGCUGGAGGAGCUGGAGAAGGCGUUCAACGAGAGCCACUACCCCGAUGUGUUCAUGCGCGAGGCGCUGGCGCUGCGGCUCGACCUGGUCGAGUCCCGCGUUCAGGUUUGGUUCCAAAACCGCCGGGCCAAGUGGAGGAAGAAGGAAAACACGAAGAAGGGCCCUGGGCGGCCGGCCCACAAUUCCCACCCCACCACAUGCAGCGGCGAGCCCAUGGACCCCGAGGAAAUCGCGAGGAAGGAGCUGGAGAAGAUGGAGAAGAAGAAGCGCAAGCACGAGAAGAAGCUGCUGAAGAGCCAGAGCCGUCACCUGCACUCGCCAGGCGGCCUGUCCAUGCACAGCGCCCCCAGCUCCGACAGCGACAGCGGGGGCGGCGGCCUGUCCCCGGAGCCGCCCGAGCCGCCGCCCAACGCCGUGGCCAAGGGCCCCGGGCACAAUGCGGGCUCCGGUUCCGCGCCCGCACCUCCAGGCGAGCCGCCCGCUCCGGGCACCUGCGACCCUGCCUUUUACCCGAGCCAAAGAAGCGGCGCCGGCCCGCAGCUGCGCCUGGGCCGGCCCGCGGACAAGGACCCGGGCCCGUGUGCGCCAGGGGCGGCGGAGCGCGGCGCUGCGGGCCUGCCCAAGGCCAGCCCGUUCAGCGUGGAGAGUCUGCUGUCCGACUCGCCGCCGCGCCGGAAAGCCGCCCUGGCCAGCGCCGCCGCCGCAGGGCUGGACUUCCCGCCCGGGCUGCCGUGUGCGCCGCGGACCCUCAUCGGCAAGGGCCACUUCCUGCUCUACCCCAUCACGCAGCCGGUCGGCUUCCUGGUGCCGCAGGCCGCGCUCAAAGGCGGUGCGGGUGCUGAGGCCGCGCCCAAGGAUGCGCCGCCCGCGCCCACCGCGCCGCCCGCGCCUCCUGCGCAGGCCAGCUUCGGGGUCUUCCCUGGGCCGAGCGGUGCUGCGGACUCGGCCGACGUUGUCGCCUCCCCAGGAGCCCCGACCCCGGCCCCUUUCCGGGACGCAGCUGAGGGCGGCGGCGGGGACUGCCCGGACACUGGGGCCUGUGCCGUGGCCCCGCCGCCGCCGCUCCCGCGGUCCCCCGGGCCUGGACGGCCUGGAACACGGGUGCCCAGCCCCGCGGGGGAACCAGCCGUUUGCGGGGCCGGGGCUCCUGAGCCAGGCGCCGCGGCAGUAGCCAGCGCUCUGGAUGGUGAGGAGGUGGACAUGGACUGAGGCUGCCCUAGAGGAGCUCAGCCGCACCACAAGGGCUGGUUCCGGCUCGGUCCCGACUCGCACGCCAUCAGGUGAUCGGCUUAGAAACACUGCUCCCCCCCCCCCUUCAGCUCGGACCUAGUCAGCAACAGCAGGACUUGGGGUGAGACCCUCCUCCUCUCUCGGGAGGAAAAAGAAAACCUAACCCAUGGUCCCCCCAAACCCACAACAAGAAUCCUCAGCCUUGUAAAAUGCAAAAAUGUCUAAGAAUAUUUAUAUAUGUACCAUUUUUUAUAAAUAAAGCUGGUCAAACGCAA
This is a messenger RNA of Pipistrellus kuhlii (Kuhl's pipistrelle), 2428 nucleotides long. It is a transcript of the gene UNCX, whose product is annotated as UNC homeobox. Gene Ontology annotation, molecular function: DNA-binding transcription factor activity, RNA polymerase II-specific; sequence-specific double-stranded DNA binding. Lineage: Eukaryota; Metazoa; Chordata; Mammalia; Chiroptera; Vespertilionidae. The transcript has 3 exons. Gene Ontology annotation, biological process: regulation of DNA-templated transcription. Bases 582 to 2132 code for a protein of 516 amino acids. The record is from RefSeq and is a predicted model, not a curated record.